AACCUAAAUGGCUCAUUGCGUUAUCCCUCAAUGUCCGUGUCAUGGAGAACCUCGCGAUCGUCUUUCCUGAGCCUCCGCUCAUUAGCGAGUAAGCCUACGCUAAGUGCUUGUUGUUGAUCUUGUACCUUGUCCAAUGCUGAAGGAAAAACGCGCGAAUUCUCUUUGCACGCUACAAGGAAUGAGGUCUUAGAUGAUAACUCCGAAGAGCUUUUGCGAUUCGGGGGCUCUGCUAAUGAUGCUAAGUCUAUGAAAGCAGAGGUCGUGAGCGACGAUAGUGAUGCUCUGGAUCAGCAGAAUGAUCAAGGCUAUUGAUACAUCAUAUGCCGUGGUCCGGAACUGAAGGUGUACUUCCACGGUACGUCAUCCUGAAACAUAACCACAGUUCGCUAUCACACGCGACUACGAACUGCGUGUCUUCUAUCCGAGGCUCCUCAAGAGUGGACCUUACACGUUCACUGCUACGUUCUACCCAUGACACAAUUUCGCCGUGUCUUCCAGCACCAGCACCACAGCAAUAGCACUUCAUACUUCUGCUGAUUACAGUCUUACCAUAGCCACAGGCUUAUUCAAAGUUUUUCAAUAUUGCAAAAGCUGAGUUCAAUGGAGCCGUCAAAGUAGAUCCAUCUUUCAUGUAUCCCGCAAGAUUACAACUACAUUCUAGGGCAACGACCAAGCCGAUGACGUCACAGAAAGGAUGGCCAGCAUAUAUGCGCAUCUUUUGAUGGGCUACGACUCUAUAUUGGAUCGCUUUUCUCGAUAGAAUUGAUCGAAAGGAAACGCAAGACCAUCGACGAAGCGAAUCGACAACACGAGAAAGGUCAAGCCUAAGGCUUGGUAAUGUCCAAGAAAGCUGUUCAAGAUUGCAAUCGACUCAUCCGCUCCUUCAACCCCUCCGCCUGAUGUUCUGUAUCCUGUGUACUACUGGCUGUCCGCGUUGUUCUCAUAUUCCUACUUUUGUUCACGUCUUAUGUUCAUGUCACAUUCGCAUUCAUCAUUUGAGAUCGUUCGAGCCACCUUCCUUGGCGCAUUUUUUUUUAGUUGCUUCUUUUCUCCUGAUUGCACGAUCACCAUCGUGCUUUCGGACGGAAGGAAAUCUGAUGGAAGUUAGAUCCCUAAGCGUGCUGGCUGCACAACAGUCGAAGAUCAGAUCCCCCUUCGAAUGGCGCCGAACUGAAUCGCGACCCGAAGAGACCGUCUUGCCUUCAUACUUUCGGGUUGUUUCUCUAAGUUGUCGCGCUGCUUGUACUGUAUAUGGAGCCAUCUCAUGUGACUGCGACUUAGAAAAUCAGAGCGUAGUUGAUGGCAAUCCGACUAUGUACAUGGUUAACAUGGCUCACAUUUAAUCCUCCGUAGUCCAUACUGAUGGAGGUCAACGUGACAACUGUCGUAUUGUUUCUGCGGAAAUGAAGAUCAACGUAAUCAUGGAAGGUUUCCCGUGAUGGACGCGAUGGGAGAUGAGGCCGCAUCUUGAGCGAUUGACACGCGCUAACGGUAUAUAAUAGGCUUAGGCAUGGUCAAUGUUCGAAAGGCACUUCGUAUUUGUCUUACAUUUUUCAGACCUCUUAAAGCUCCAAGUCUCUCAGGCAUUGACGAAGUAAAAUGCUCUUUAACUUGAUCUCGGUCGUAAUCCUUGUCGCGACCUUCGAUGGCCUUGUAUAUGCUUCGAAGACUCUCGAGUCUCUUGAAGCCAAGGCGAAUAGCAUCGCCGUGCCAGCUCCACCCCCGCUCGAGUUUCUGUUCGCAGCAAACGUAACACUCGGACAGUUUGACUCCUUCGAGGGACCCCUUGGAACUCGUCUGAACGUUCCAAUUGUUAGCGCCAACUUUUCUGAUGCGAACGGAGAUAUCGUCGCUCGACUCAUUCCGGGAAACACUGUUGAGCAUGGCUACGUCACCGCAUCUGGUAUUCUCUUCACGGAUAUCGUUUGGAGUCUUCGUUGGGAGGUAGAUGGGAAAUUGGCCUAUCUACGCGCACUGGGUAUAGGCAAGUUGCCCGUUCAAAACUUGAACUAUGUGCAACUCGAAACCGACUCAGAGGUCUAUGGAGAUCUCAAUCGCCGGUUUAUAGUAGCAAAUAUUACGUUUGCUCCUCCCCAUAUCAGUUUCUUCGCUGCUCCGAGCGCGUUCUGAUCUCUACUAGAGGAGGCUGCUUAUUUAUUUAGGUUAAGCAGUUAUACUCUGACUCUAUGCGCCACAUGGUGGGUUAUCAUAGUAUCCUUUCGCCUUGUAGCAUGUAUUAGAAGUCUGUAACUUCGUUCUGAGCUCCUUGCUGUCUUCUCUCUUGUAUCGCCUCUCAGCGCCUAUCAGUUACUUUGGUGUCUGCCGUCCACAUUCGACUUGCGUGCUGCAGUAUUGCUCUCAUUAUACCCUCCAUCUCGUUCGAGUGCCUUGGGCGACACCUCAUCACCACGCAUGUAAUUUAUUCACUGAUGCGGAAUGAUGAAUCUGCAUAGUGGAG
Messenger RNA from Somion occarium, 2458 nucleotides. The record is from the annotation of a GenBank genome assembly. NCBI's taxonomy places the organism in Eukaryota, Fungi, Basidiomycota, Agaricomycetes, Polyporales, Cerrenaceae.